Messenger RNA from Babesia ovata, 2463 nucleotides. RefSeq names its product CBS domain -containing protein, putative. The record is from RefSeq and is a predicted model, not a curated record. The transcript is spliced from 5 exons. NCBI's taxonomy places the organism in Eukaryota, Apicomplexa, Aconoidasida, Piroplasmida, Babesiidae. The coding region runs from base 1 to 2463 and encodes 820 amino acids.
AUGGCGAACCCGGCGCUGACACUAGCGUUGGUCGGACGAAUAGGCCUAGCAAACAUAAAUAACCCCGCUGUGUUGGACUCUAUCAAGGCGGAGCUCGGGGUGAUCGAAGGGCAGCUCCAGGGCGGCGGCGAAGUCAGCGCAACAGUUCACAAUGAGCAUGUUUCAAGCCUUGACGUGCACUUAAAUGGGGAUAUAGCGGCGCCAGUGGCGUUGUCCAGACGUGAAUCCGCAAGGAAAGUACAAAUUAAUGUGCCAGAAGUCGAGCUGCUCAUGCACUUGAUACAGGAAAGGGAGCAAAACGAUGGCGAUAAGACGGGCACAAUAGCAAGCAGCAGGCAAUCCAAAUGCAUACAACUGAUAAUAAUCGCACGUGACAUGUUGCAGCAGGCGAGAGACAAGACGGCCUGGUGCUCGUUGCUCAACGAUAACGAGGAAAGUGAGCAGACGAAAGUCAAGUGGGAGGGAAUGCCUAGACUCAUCGCUCUGCUGGUAGUCACAGUUGCGAUGGAAAAUAGCGCUGGAGGAAAGACUGCAGCUGCGGUCUCGACGCUUUCUAACCACAUCCAACAGGCGUUUAGGUACAGCUUCCAGUCACCCGAAAGCGAUCUUUGCUUGAUCGACCACCCAGAGUGGGCAAUCAACUACAUCAGGGAUGUAGUAAAGAAAUAUUGCGGGAUUUUCAAGCUUAUAAAGCAGGAAAUACACAGCAACACAGACGAGCUUUUCGAGGCGCUCCUGCCAGAGGCAGCUACUCUCGCCCACAAGGAACAAAGACAUGAUUUACGGGAAGAGUUUGUGAAGCUGUGCGCCGAGUUUUCGCAGCACAAUUUCGUUCAGAAAUGGGCACAGGCUUUGGCCAAGGAGACCCGAUGGUUCACUUUUACCAGACUCCCACUGUUGGUUUACGAAUACAGGAUGGCUUUAUCCGACACACUGCUGACCAUGCAGCAAGUCACCAAUAUCACCCGUACAGCUGACCCCAAAACUAGGCUAAACGUUUCCCAAGCGUUGUUUCACGACGACAUCAGGGCUAACAUUAUCUACAGCCUCCUCAGGGCAAUGACAGACCUUGCGGCCGCACUCAGGGACCUCGAUAAUACGGCGCCUUACGAAGUGUUCGCGGAUUUUGACAAAAACACCACGAUACCGUGUUUAGAACUCAAAAACAACGCGGACAAGGAUGAAGCGCAAUUGGCAUUGAACUACGAGCUCGACCGCGCAUACGGUGCCCUCGAUGCCCUCAUAAGUCUUGAGAAAACAGCCGCUAUUAACGUUGUUAAAAAGCUGCUAGAAGGCGAGAAUAUUUUGGAGGGAGUUAAAUGCAACGCAGCCACGCAAAAUAACUGGUACCUGCAGGAUAGCGGGUUCCUCACCCAACCCGUCAAGACGUUGAUUGCGCUCCUCAAAAUGUUCGACGAAAGGUGCAAGUGUCUGGAGACGGCGAAGAGCCGCGGCGAGUUUACGACUAAGGUCAUCGCUCCGAUAAUAAACUCCUACCUGGAGUACAUCAAGGGAAAGUGGAACGCAGAGGAUGACGUUUUCAGGUCGUGCAGCCUGACUGCGUUCCUCAUUGACAGCACGGCUUUACUGUAUGAGUUCCUCCUGAGGUACCCGUACAGCCAAUACAUGCCACAAGUGGUCACCAACGUGGAAAGGGUCACUACGAAGAUGAUAGCCAUCAUUGGGGACUACGUCAACGACAUCAUAGAAGAGCCCUUCAGCCGCAUACACGACAAACGGCUUGAAAUCAUGUACUAUCUGAAGGACAAAAUGACACAGCUGGCAGUGCAUUGCAGCCUCAAAUCCUAUAAGCAGAUGCUGAGACACGUUGUUGACAAUGUGGAGAAGAGGCUUAUGACUGUGCUGCUCCCGCAACGCGCGAGCCAAAUCAUACUCAACGCCCCAGCUCACGUCGAAAUGGCGGAGCAUAACUGUGAAAUCGUAUACAACGAACUCAAAAACCUCGCCGACGCCAAGUACUGCCCGGAAGACAUGCAGGUCAUAGAGGACGUAAAAACGAUCGUCGCAACCAACGUGGACGAGCUCGUCGAUGCUGUAGAGUUUCUAAAGGGUCACGCUGCGAUGUACCCGGUGUUAAAGGAUGUCAACACCAAGAUAUACCUGCAACGCAGGGGAGUAAGGAACACUGAGGCAGGAACAAGUUAUAUCCACACCGCCGAAACGCGAAUAACUGAGAGUUGUGGCAACGAAGUAGAUAACUCGAAGACGCUCCUCGACGACAUCCUAAGCCUCGAGGAGAGCGACGACGGCGAGUCGCCACGUCUGAACCAACCAGACAAGGCGUUGCUUAAUCAUAACGAGUCUGCUGAACAGGCGUUGGUGGAGAAGGUCAAGAAGAGGCUCAAGGUGCAAAAGCUUGACAUCAAGCAAGUAUACACACUAUCGCUGCACGUUCUUAGCGCGCAAAUCGAGCAAGAACAAUUUAUAAAACUCGUAAACUAA